This is a messenger RNA of Columba livia (rock pigeon), 1445 nucleotides long. It is a transcript of the gene LRRC46, whose product is annotated as leucine rich repeat containing 46. The record is from RefSeq and is a predicted model, not a curated record. The transcript has 7 exons. Gene Ontology annotation, molecular function: protein binding. NCBI's taxonomy places the organism in Eukaryota, Metazoa, Chordata, Aves, Columbiformes, Columbidae. Bases 146 to 1429 code for a protein of 427 amino acids. Gene Ontology annotation, cellular component: cytoplasm.
GGCACGCUGCGGCCUGCGCUCCCGCCGGAACCCGGGAACCCUCCGGUCCCGAUCUGGGGGUCCCUGGGUCCCCCAUUCCCGGGGGCUGGUCCCGGUGACUCUGCCCGGGGGUCUCUGUGCCUCCCAGACCGGCGAUCCCAGCCCCAUGGUCCCCUCCAGCCCCGGGGUCUCUGUGCCCCACCUGGAGGUCCCCUCACAGAGCGCCCCCAGCCCCGCAGCCCUGUCCCCAGCGACCCCCUCGGCCCACAGGUUUCUGUCCCACAUCGCCUCAGCACCCUGUCCCGCGCUGAGAGCGGUGGGGCCAGCACAGCCACCCCCAGACACCCACCCCACGGCCCAAGGAAGGGAUGUGGAGCCAGGCCAGCACCCCCCCGGCACGGCUGGGCAGCAGGAGACCCUUGGGGGUCUUGAGUCCCCAGGGCUGACUCUCACCAACAGCCUCAUCAACACGAGGAAGCCUCCGCACCCCGAGAGCCGAUCCACCGAGCUGCCGUCCCCCCCGACCCUCCGCUUGGACCGGGAGAACAUCUGUGCUAUCGGGAGGCUCUGGAGCCUGCGGGAGAUCCGCAGCCUCUACCUGCAGCGGAACCAAAUUGAGAAGAUUGAGAAUCUGGGCUGUUUCCCCAACCUGCGGUUCCUCUCCCUGGCCGGCAACCGCAUCCGCAGGGUGGAGAACCUGCAGCCCCUGCGACACCUGCGUGUCCUCGACUUGUCCCACAACCAGAUCCAGACGCUGGACCCAGACAAGCUGCCCCACAGCCUCUGGCUCCUCGACUUAACGGGGAAUGGAUGCACCCACCAGCGUGGAUACAGAGAGCGGGUGCUGGGGGCCCUGCCCCACCUCCUGCAGCUGGACAACCAGCCCGUCUGCGAGGAAGAGGAGGAAGGAGGCUCCUCCGGCAGCGAGGACGAAGAUGACAAAUUGCUCUCUGAGCCGAGCAGCCCUUUCACUGCAGAAAAAGGUGCCCAGACUGACGUAGGACACGUCGCACGCUCGGGUCCCUCCAUCCCCGAGGGUGACAGGGCUCUCGGGUGGCUGUGCCAGGUCUCCUGUAACUCUCUCCCUGCAGAUUUCUUUGUGGACCUGCAGCAGGAGCUGGACGGGCGCUCGUGGCGGCGGCGCCGGGAAGCCCUGAGCGAGCACCGGGCCCGGCUGGAGGAGCUGGAGACGCUGCGGGAGCGUCGGGCUCUGCUGCUGAGCCCCGGGGAAGAGGGAGGCGCCUGCACCGCGGCCCCUGCGAGGGCUCAGCUGCGUCCCCAAGCAAAGCCGGGGACACAGCUGCCACCCCUGCCAGCACCCGGCAGGCGGCACGACCACGGGCAGCCCCGCGCCAAGGCUCCGGAGGAGGAAAAUCGCACCAAAGGACCAAGAAAGGGGCAUUUACCCCCGAUCCCCUGCGCCAGCACGGCACUGCACGGGUGCGAUUAAAGCUUUUUUAUUCCUA